CCAGUAGUGUUUUCAAUCGGAAUGUCUUUUGUCUUUUAGUUAUCUCGAUCUUAGUGACGUGGUCCUUUAAGUACGGAAUUGUACGAUGUCAACUGAAUGUUUUACUGCAAGGAACUAUUGAGAAAUUUGGCGCCAUUUACUGAUAGAUGGAUGUUUGAAUAUUAUCAGUUUAUAGAAAAAAAGUUCACAAGCAACACACACUAUGGAGGAAGGUGUUUGUGGUUUCUGUCGACGCAAGGAUGCUGAGGACAUCUGUGGGAUGCUGCACUCGGAAAUAACAGAUGAAGGAUGGGUCGUUGCUCAUCACAAGUGCAUGCAAUAUUCGGCCCUUCUAACGCAAUAUAAAUUCAGCCACUUUGGAGGCUUCAAGAUUGCAAAAGUUUUGGAUGAAUACAAACGUGGAAAGCAAACUAAAUGUUUUGUUUGUGGAUGUGGCAAGAAGAGGAAGAAGGUCCCUCGGGGAGCCACGGCAGGAUGUGCCGUACGGUCCUGCAGACGUUCCUUCCACUACUACUGUGCCAAGAUGUCUCCCGAUGUUGUCACGAAGAGACUGGUUGUUCAUAUCAAGACUAGAGGAGAGAAAACUGUGCUCUACAGAGUGUUCUGCUGCAAAGAACAUGAAGAUAAAUACAGGAAAAAUUUGAAACAUUACCUUUCCACUUCAUCCAGUAACAACAACAACAGUGAUGUUGGCAGUGAUGAUGAAGGGGACUGUGAAGAUGACGAAGAUUAUAAGGAGUUCGACUAUGAUGCACUUUCUCAAAACACAAAUACAACUUUUGUAAAUAUCAGUGAUACCGAAUCCCCAUUUAAACACCCCGCUGGAAAGGUUACUCUGAAACACCUCCCGGAUGAAUCAGGAGACAAGUCGAUGUUCUCGUCAAGUAAUAACGGCAGUGACGUCAGCAAAGGCAACUGCGAUGACAACUACACUGGCAAUGGAGUCCAUUCAGAUGGAAGUGACACACCAAAACAGAAAAGAAAAGCUGACAAUAUAUCUGUCAAUUCUUCGCCAACUAAGAAGGCAAAAGCAAGUACUUCAAACCGUAAUUUACCUGAACUUACUAUUGAGUGUGUUAAGAUAGAUAGCCCUGAGAAAAAAAACAAUAAAAAAAGUCAAACAUCAACUGGAUUGUCACUUGGAAAAAGUGCUGAGAGUUCGAAGAAAAAAAAUGGAAAGAAGUUGGUUGUAAAAAUGAACGCUUUCACAUCCCCUGGUGGUAAAGACAAGAGUGAGACCAACUCGGCGGUAGAGAAUCAUACGAUGGAUCACAAAGGGGAUCGGAAGGUGGAUCACAAAGGGGAUCGGAAGGCGAGCAACGAGAAGUCCUUCACUAAACCUCCACCUACUUCACGUGGGAGCACACUGGACACUUGUGCCGUGUGCAUUGUGGGUGAGGCCAAGCUAACCCUGAAGUUGAGGCAGCAGCUGGAGAAACAAGUCAGCAGGAAGCUGGACGUGAAGACCAGUAACAUCUUUGUUUGGCAGGACCUUGACCACACUCCGUGUCUCCCAAAACAAAGCAUGAUCUGCUUCAUUCAGGACUUGACAGAGCGCUUCGUAAAGCAAGACAUCCCAGAGGUGACGAAGUUGAUGUUUGAUAAUGAGUACCUGGAGGGGAAGGAUAAGAAGCUGUACCAGGUCGAGGGAGGUUUCCUGCAACGUUUGAACAACCAGGACAUCAUCAACCAAACUCACGAUCUGUACUGGACCAGGGUCACCACGCAGAUCUCCAAACUAGGGCAGAAAGGAGGCGUCUUCAAGCCUGAUGGCAAGAGAACCCUUGUGCUGCUGCUGGAUGACUUCAUUGACGAGGAUGGGAAGAUGCGGGAGAAGUUAGGUGUUAUGCCGGGACAGGGCGAGCCUGACAUGGUGACGUGGACGUCGGCUACCGUGGUUACCAAAAAAACAGAUGAAGAAGAUUUGGAGAUGGGCAGACUUGAGGUGGAUACGAUUCUCCAGUGGACUGGGGAGAAGUUUAGGAACAUUGGUCAUGUAUUUGUUCAUCCCCAGGAAGACAUUUUGAUACCUGAGUCGGAGGAAAGUGAUGGUGUCAAUGACAUUGUUGAACAUGUUCAGUCCUCCAAAUCUGGGACUCCAGGUCAUACGACCAUAAUGGUCCUGAAGCAGAUUGAUGAAACUGUGGUUAACUUCCAGGCGUACUGUCGGAAAGCCUUUCAGAAGGUCCUGCCAUCCUGUCUGAAGACAGGAGCUGCUCUUGCAGUCCUCAUUGACAUCCGCUCCCUCUCAAGUAAAAGCAUACAUCAGCAGAUUGGGGACGUGUUUGUAGACGAGAAAGGAAGAAAUGUUCCAGUGACUAUUAGAAGUGUCUUCGACCCGUCGUCAAUACCAGUGUCAUUUGUGGUGGUCGAAGUUGAUGCACAACAGCUCAAGGUACAAAAAGGCAAUAUAGUCACUCCCACAAAGCAGACCCCCAAACGAAGUGAAUACCCAACGGACCUGCAAAAACCAUCAACAUCAGGUGUCAAGCGCACACCCCUAAGGACCCCUAAAGCCGUGGCAGACAAAUGAGGAAACUAUUUUAUUUUUUUAAAUUGAGAUUUUAUCAGGUUCUUAGUUUUUUAAAUUCUGAGGUAUUUUAACAUUUCAUUCAAAGCCGCUUCUCUGUUUAGAUCCUGUUAUCAGUGAACUACAAGUCACCUUUACAGAGCCAUAUUUGUUAUACUGUAUUAGCAUGAACCAGGAAUAUGUUAUACAAAUUUUUCUACUGACAUGCUGAUUUUGGGCCAAAAUAAUAUUGGCCUCGAACUUUGUAAAAAAACUUAAUGUUGACAUUUAAUAGUCAAACUGCCUCAAAUAUGACUUUUAGCGAGUCAUGGUACAGCAUUUAUGAUAUGUGUAUCCAUUCUCUUGCAACUAAAGUUCGUUUCAAGGCGUCAAUA
Molecule: messenger RNA, 2904 nt
Organism: Haliotis rufescens (red abalone)
Lineage: Eukaryota; Metazoa; Mollusca; Gastropoda; Lepetellida; Haliotidae
Exons: 9
Coding region: 203-2533 (776 amino acids)
Cellular component (GO): nucleus
Source: RefSeq, a predicted model, not a curated record